GUCCGACAUUUGGGAAGAGGCUUUCGAUACUCGAAGUCAUCGCGACUUGGAAGUCAUUUAUGGUGAUGAUGUUGAAUUGCAAGUGUCGUGACUUGAUUGUCAAGUUGUUUCAGAAUCUUCUCGGUUCUAUAAGGUAUAUGAUGACAUUGAUCGACGAUCUCUCAGCCGCACUAUGUUACAUAUUGCGCACAAGUCUUUGUACUAUUAUUGCCACAAAAAUAAAAGAGGGUCCUUUGACAUGCCAAAAGAUUAAUUAAUUUGUGAAUAAACGAACGAAAAACCCAUUAUUCCUGCAGGGACAAGUCUUUGUACUAUUAUUGCCACAAAAAUAAAAGAGGGUCCUUUGACAUGCCAAAAGAUUAAUUAAUUUGUGAAUAAACGAACGAAAAAAACCAUUAUUCCUGCAGGGACGACCACCUCGACUUUGUUCUUAAAUACAUGCAAAGCAUUAUGAUGUUCGUCUUAGAAGUGAGUGAAGAUGAUGUGCUCAAGGAGCAGCUUCUGGCAAUUCUAAAAGAAAGAAUAAAUCUACGACGAAGACAUGUUUAGAGGUUUCAUAUACCAUUUUACAAUAAACCCCGUAAUUUAGUGACCAUAUAGACAUUUCACCCACUAAUGUUAUCCAUCUUCGCCGGCUUCCCUCAGGAUAUCAACUUCCAUUCCCAAAGCGCAAAAGACUCCCGGUUUUCUCAAAUCCCAACUGCUUCUUCCUCGACCGCCGGGCGGUGGCGGCUUCGUUCAUCAACUGAAAGGUGGGCGAAACCAGUUUGCUUUUCCGGUUCGAAAAGAGUAUGGUCCUAGUUUAUGGGCUAACGAGAUUACUGAACCAGUAACGAGCUGUUCUCAAACCCCUUUGCUGCUCAGUGAGUAUCACUCCAUCUUGCCAAUACGAUUCUUCUUUCUUCCCAGAAUAAAGUCACCUGCUUUGAGAGUUUGAAUGACCAAUUUGUUUGGCUCCGAUGAUGAAUGCUUUCUUAGGGAUUUAAUUGUUUGAGCUUGGUUGACGUAACAGAAUGUCUGGAGAGACUACUGUUUCACAUUUGGGGUUCUCAGUUUGAUUGUUCAUUGCGGAUUUGCCCCUUUUUGAGUUCCAAGUUUCCUCCUUUUGGGAAUUGCAAGAACUUUGGUUACUGAAAUUUUGCAUUGGGUUUCACCUGAAUUGAUGUUUGUUAGCUCAAUGCUUAUCUUGAAGUGUUGAUUGAAUCUCGCCUUACUGGCUAACAUUUUUGCUGAAUGGUGAUUGGUGAUGAUCAUAUUUGGAAGCGGCUUAGUUACUAUUUGAAAGAUGAAGUUUUUGCAGAUCAAUGAAUAGCUGAUCCCCUAUGGUUUUGGUUCCUGCAGGUUUAUGUAUAAAUAUACUUAGUGCUGCAUAAGUUGAAGGAUAAUGUUGUUCUGCAUCCAAGCAAAUCCAUGCCUACCUAAUAGUACCCAGCUUCAGUUGCUUCGACUGGAAAGUUCAUGGAGCACUCUAACGUCAUUGAAGGUCUUGAGACCUGCUGCUAAAACUUCGACGUACCUUUCUUUUGUACUUGUCCCGAAGCUUAGACAGCACAACCUCACCGCGAAAUACCCACGGAAGUCCCUUGUUUGCUUACUUGGUGGCAAGGACAAGUCCGAAGGAGAAAAUGAGGGAUCUCCUUUGAAGUCUCUUGGAAAUGCUUUCGGAAGUUUCCAGGGGAAAUCAGUAGAAGAUGUGCUGAAGGAACAGAUGCAAAAACAAGAGUUCUACGAUGGAGGCGGCAGUGGUGGUGGCAGUCCACCACGAGGGGGUGGUGGUGGCGGUGGUGCUUCAGGUGGAUCCCAGGAUGAUGACCUUCCUGGAGUCUUGGACGAAACUCUCCAAGUGGUUUUAGCCACUGUGGGGUUCGUACUUCUGUACAUUUAUAUCAUCAAUGGCGAGGACAUGACUCGGAUACUGAAGGACUACCUAAAGUAUGUCUUCACCGGGAACAAAAGUGUUCGUCUGGCAAAAGUGUUGGAGCAGUGGGAAAGUUACCGCCAGAAGCUGGCAGAGAAGAAGCAGGUGGACAAGUUUUGGUUAGAAAGAGAGAUCAUCAACACCACGACUUGGUACGACAACCCAGACAAGUAUCGACGCAUCUAUCGAGCCUACGUUCAGGCUGCAAAUGAUAAUGAUAAUGACAAUGGUGAUAAUGACGAUGAUGAUAUUAUUGAUUACUAGUGUAUUUCUAGGUUUUGGAGACUGCUAGAGGAAAGAUUUAAAGAUCUAAACAUGUUUUUUUAUGCAACAGUUCUUGGUAUAUUUCUGCCAAGGAGUUUAAUUGUGUUCUACUUAUAUUCAAAUGAUAAUUUUGGCUUCAAUAUGGACAUGCCUGGAAUUGCUUGGCUACUGUAUUUAUGAACAGGGAUUAUUUUGUGUCUGGAGGCUGCAACAGCACACGAUCAAUAAUGGCUGUCUGGUACU
Messenger RNA from Linum trigynum, 2425 nucleotides. NCBI's taxonomy places the organism in Eukaryota, Viridiplantae, Streptophyta, Magnoliopsida, Malpighiales, Linaceae. The record is from the annotation of a GenBank genome assembly.